UCUUCCCAACCUGAUAAUUCAUUUUGGAUAGGCCUUUCUCGGCCCCAGACUGAGGUACCAUGGCUCUGGGAGGAUGGAUCAACAUUCUCUUCUAACUUGAAUCCAGAUGCAGGCCAAGUACAGCAGCACGAGGGACAUGCUGGAUGAUGAUGGGGACACCACCAUGAGCCUGCAUUCUCAAGCCUCUGCCACAACUCGGCGUCCAGAGCCCCGGUGCACAGAUGCAAGAGGAAGAAAGAGCCAAACCCUGCUUUCUCUUCUGUUCCCUGCAGAGCACAGGGCUCCCUCUUCAACGUGGCGACCGGUGGCCCUGACCCUGCUGACUUUGUGCUUGGUGCUGCUGAUAGGGCUGGCAGCCCUGGGGCUUUUGUUUUUUCAGUACUACCAGCUCUCCAAUACUGGUCAAGACACCAUUUCUCAAAUGGAAGAAAGAUUAGGAAAUAUGUCCCGAGAGUUGCAAUCUCUUCAAGUCCAGAACAUAAAGCUUGCAGGAAGUCUGCAGCAUGUGGCUGAAAAACUCUGUCGUGAGCUGUAUAACAAAGCUGGAGCACACAGGUGCAGCCCUUGUACAGAACAAUGGAAAUGGCAUGGGGACAACUGCUACCGGUUCUAUAAAGACAGCAAAAGUUGGGAGGACUGUAAAUAUUUCUGCCUUAGUGAAAACUCUACCAUGCUGAAGAUAAACAAACAAGAAGACCUGGACUUUGCCGUGUCUGAGAGCUACUCUGAGUUUUUCUACUCUUAUUGGACAGGGCUCUUGCGCCCUGACAGUGGCAAGGCCUGGCUGUGGAUGGAUGGAACCCCUUUCACUUCUGAACUGUUCCACAUUAUAAUAGAUGUCACCAGCCCAAGAAGCAGAGACUGUGUGGCCAUCCUUAAUGGGAUGAUCUUCUCAAAGGACUGCCAAGAAUUGAAGCGUUGUGUCUGUGAGAGGAGGGCGGGUAUGGUGAAGCCAGAGAACCUCCAUUUCCCCCCUGAAAUAUUAGGCGAAAGUGACUGAUUCAUCUUCUGCAACUACAAAUAGCAGAGUGAGCCAGGCGAUGUCAAUGCAAGGGCUACUUGAGACAUUGGGAAAUGGAACAUAAUCAGGAAAGACUAUCUCUCUGACUAGUACAAAAUGGGUUCUUGUGUUUCCUGUUCAGGAUCACCAGCAUUUCUGAGCUUGGGUUUAUGCACAUAUUUAACAGUCACAAGAAGUCUUAUUUACAUGCCACCAACCAACCUCAGAAACCCAUAAUGUCAUCUACCUUCUUGGCUUAGAGAUAACUUUUAGCUUUCUUUCUUCUAAAUGUCUAAUAUCCCCUCCCUGUUUUCAUGUCUUCCUUACACUUGGUGGAAUGAGAAGCUAUUUGAAGUAGAGGAAAUACAUUGAAGUAACAUCCUUUUCUCUGACAGUCAAGUAGUCCAUCAGAAAUUAGCAGUCACUUCCCAGAUUGUACCAGCAAAUACACAAGGAAUUCUUUUUGUUUGCUUCAGUUCAUACUAGUCCCUUCCCAAUCCAUCAGUAAAGACCCCAUCUGCCUUGUCUAUGCCCUGUUUCCCAACAGGGAUGUCACUUGAUAUGAGAAUCUCAAUGCCUUAUAAACAUUCCUUCCUGUGUCCAUUAAGACUCUGAUAAUUGUCUCCCUUCCAUAGGAAUUUCUCCCAGGAAAGAAAUAUAUCCCCAUCUCAGUUUCAUAUCAGAACUACUGUCCCCGAUAUUCCCUUCAGAGAGAUUAAAGACCAGAAAAAAGUGAGCCUCUUCAUCUGCACCUGUAAUAGUUUCAGUUCCUAUUUUCUUCCAUUGACCCAUAUUUAUACCUUUCAGGUACUGAAGAUUUAAUAAUAAUAAAUGUAAAUACUGUGAA
Messenger RNA from Pongo pygmaeus (Bornean orangutan), 1847 nucleotides. It is a transcript of the gene CLEC1A, whose product is annotated as C-type lectin domain family 1 member A. Gene Ontology annotation, cellular component: plasma membrane. The record is from RefSeq and is a predicted model, not a curated record. The coding region runs from base 107 to 1000 and encodes 297 amino acids. Lineage: Eukaryota; Metazoa; Chordata; Mammalia; Primates; Hominidae. Gene Ontology annotation, biological process: signal transduction. The transcript has 7 exons. Gene Ontology annotation, molecular function: transmembrane signaling receptor activity.